AUGUCUCAAUCCACCGCCGCCACCUGCACCUUCACCUCCGUCGCCCAAUCCCUCUCCGCCGCCCUGCGCCUGAUCUCCGAGCAACGCACAGCCCUCGCCCAAGCCGCCAACCACCCCGCCCUAGCCAUACGCACACGCCAGAGCAAGACCCAGAACCAGACCCAAAAGAAGACAGACACACCCUCAACCUACGAAGUAAUCGUCGCGACCGCGCGCCCCACCAAACACGAAAACGAAACCCCGCCCAACUGGACGAUCUUCCUGCAUGCCCCAGGGACACGGCACUCGCGCUCCUACAGCCUCCGCCGGAUCCAAGGCGGGGGCAUGGACUGGGACUCGGUGCUAGGCAUGAGCUGGGAGCUUGUCUACGACGCGGCCGCGUCGGACACGCUGGACGACCGGGCGUUCGGGGCGUUCAGCUAUCUGGGGCAGAUGCCUGGGGCGUAUCUGGAGUGGUUUGAGGGGGAGUUCCGGGCGCUGACGCGGGGGCCGAACAACUUCUUUGUUGCGAGGCUGUUUGCGCGGAUGCAGGGGGUGGGUCUUACGACGGGGGAGGUUGUAAUGCGGCUUGUUGGGGAUGCGAGGUAUAGUGAGCGGGAGUUCCGGGGGCUUGCGGAGAGGGGGAAGCCGGAUGAUGGGUAUUUGGCUGUGGAUGAGGAGGUGUUGAGGGCGUAUGGGAGAAAUUCGAGGGCAGAUGGUGCAGCUGCAGCUGGUCUCCGGGCUGAGUUUCAGGUUCCCGUGUUUGAUUCAACCAGAGGGUUGGGGGAGUUGUUUGAAAGGUUGAGGAUUGAGCAGUAG
Molecule: messenger RNA, 798 nt
Organism: Aspergillus mulundensis
Lineage: Eukaryota; Fungi; Ascomycota; Eurotiomycetes; Eurotiales; Aspergillaceae
Exons: 1
Coding region: 1-798 (265 amino acids)
Source: RefSeq, a predicted model, not a curated record